This is a messenger RNA of Microsporum canis CBS 113480, 3285 nucleotides long. RefSeq lists its product as hypothetical. Bases 1 to 3285 code for a protein of 1094 amino acids. The record is from RefSeq and is a predicted model, not a curated record. Gene Ontology annotation, cellular component: cytoplasm. Gene Ontology annotation, biological process: autophagy; response to starvation. NCBI's taxonomy places the organism in Eukaryota, Fungi, Ascomycota, Eurotiomycetes, Onygenales, Arthrodermataceae. The transcript is spliced from 2 exons. Gene Ontology annotation, molecular function: protein binding.
AUGCCGCAAGCGUCUAACAUCCGCCACCAGAGAAGCCAAUCUCCAGCUCCGAGAAGUCCACUUUCCCAACCACCGCUUACAUCCGCAGACGUGGCGAAGAAGAAGGUAAAGAAGAAGUCGGACGAUGCUGCUAGAAGUGACCAUGAUAGCACAGUUAGAACUGAAGCGAAAACGCUUUUUGAUGAAUCGGCCGAGCCUUCGCCAAUGAGUCAAUCUCCCGCUUCUAUGCCGCCUAUCCCACCCGCUCCGGCGGCGGUUGAUCCCCCAAGCGCCGCUGAUUCACCGGCUUUUGGACCCCUGGAACCAUAUUCACCAUCCCCAGGUGAGGCAGAUUUGGCUACAAGAACGGACUCAUGGGCAAGAGGGGUGCCGUUUGGAAAAAGCCCGCCGAAUGACCCCACAGAUGGAGUCGGCUUCGGUGAAUCACCUCCAGCCUUCGCUCUACCGCCUCGUGGGGAUAUUUAUCGUCAAGAUUCUCCCUCAACUUCACCUCCACAGGCACGACUUCGACCACCAGGCUAUGCAGAUGCGAGUCCAGCCUCUACGCCGCCAAACAAUAUACCCCGCGAGAGGCAACAGCGUUAUUCCAUUAGCAGUCAUCGUAGCAAUAGGCUGAGCUAUCCCCCGCCGCCUCAUCUCCCACAGGCUCAUUUUUAUUCCGCGCCUGACGUUGAUAUCCCUGGAGUGCCGCAACAAAAUGUCAAGCAACACCAGCAGCCUGGACAUUCAUUCUGUGCUAUCGAACCUCUUAGUGGUGCCUCACACAAGUCCGCCAAGACAGGGGGGAACGUGAUUCUAAUAGGCCGUGACGGUUGCUUGGACGUUUUGGCGAUAGAAAACUCGCGAACCAAAGUAGUAGGCUCUAUUCGGGGACUGAACGGAAGAGUCAUUGAUGCCAAGUUCUUGACAUGGUCCUCUGGCACUGACCCGUUUGCAGCUUUGCGCCCUCUAGUUGCUCUUACAAUCCACGGCCUUGCUCCAAAAGACGAAAACGCUGAUUCACCAGUCCCAUCUGGAGGUUCUGAACAGUUGGAUCUACUUACUGGUUCCUCUCCUAGGCAGACAGUAAAUUCGAAACCAGAUAUCCCACAGGCACAGACGAGAGUACAGAUAUAUUCUCUUCGGACUAGAGAACUUAUUUCAACCCUAUUUGCUACUAAGCCAGUCCUUUGUAUUGAUACCUAUCCUGGCAUCGCCCCGUACAUACCCCCACCUACAGCCAACCUGAGACUGCUUGCCAGUGGUAAUUUGGUUAUUAUUGCCUCCGGUACAAGUGGCGAAGUUAUGGUUUUUGGCGUGGCUCGUCCACCUUCUCCUCCCAUCUUCCAAUGUAUUGGCAAAUUAUGGACAAACAUACAACCAAAAGAGAGCCGGAGAUACUCUAAUUCUUCUGCUUCAACAGACGCAGACGACCCCCAGGCAGAGGCCGCACGAGCAGCUAAAAGUAUGGAUGUACCCAUACUCUCAGUCAGCGGACGUUGGCUUGCCGUAAUCAGCCCAUCACCCACCCGGGUUUCACUCCAAGGGGCGAUCCCACCUCAUAUUACGGCUAGAAAAAUAUACGGCGUUGAUGCUCAUACACCUCCAUCCCGGCCUUCCGUUACCUGUGGGGUAGACUCCGGUGAGGGUGAAAGUUUUCUUAAUAAAGUCGCGAGAGGCGUGACUCAAGAAGUUUUCAAAGGUGCACGAUGGAUUGGAGAUCAGGGUCUCCAAACUUGGAAUAAUUAUUGGAAUAAAGAUUCGCAGACUGGCCAUUCCACCCCAUUACGUCGGCCCCAGUCAAUGGAUCAGCAUAGUUUUGCUGCAGAAAUCCUACCUCCUACCCACGCACAAGAGACUCAAUCCCCUCCCUUAAACGAACCAGAACUUGUCUCUAUUUUUGACUUGAAGCCACUGGAAGACUUCCAAGAUGGAAAAUCUACGAACCCAAACCCAAUAGCUACGUUCCAACCUCCUCAUGGCUGUAGCUUUCUUUCUUUAUCGCCCAACGGACUCAUGCUACUGACUGCGAGCAAGAAAGGCGACAUACAAUGUAUUUGGGAUUUGAUGCAAAUUCGUCACUGCCGAGCUCGCGCCUUCCUUGCAGAAGAUCCGUCUUCCAAUGCGAAGUCUAACCCUCCUGCUACUCAUGUGCGACAAGUUGCUCGGUAUGCGAGGUUGACUACAUCAACGAUACGAGAUGUCAUAUGGACUGCUAAUGGUGAGCAUGUUGCCAUUAUUACUAAGAAGGGGACCACCCAUGUCUAUGCAGUUCCACUUUCCGCAUUCAGAUGGCCACCGCUACGACGGUCAACUGCCUCUGCAUCGGCAACCAACGCUGAAUCAAACACACGAGAUGAAGGAGCUGACGAUGCACCCCGCAAUCCCUUUUCAAGUGCCAUGAAGCUAGUAGGCGAUACUACGCAACCGUUCCUAGCGGCUAUGCGUGGCCGUGCCCCUAGCGUCGGUGCAGCAUUUGCGGUAACCAAAGGAUUCGCCAUUCCAUCCGCGGGAGGUAAAGUUGUUGCCGCAGGGUUAAGCAAAUCCGUUGGUGCAGCUACAGAAACCAUGAAUAGCCUCCGAUAUGUGGGUGAAAACCGCCUCCAUCCCUCUAAUUUUGCAAAAGAUAGCAUAGGUGUAAAGGCCGUAUGGAUUAGCGAUGAUCACAGCAAGGAAAUUUCCGUCGGUAUCAUGGACGGUGGCUCAUUCAAAGUAUAUCAAGUUGGCAAGAGCUCUGCUUCAUCAAAAAAUAGAAAACGGGCACAACCUUUUUUCGGAGGGAAGAUCCUCGAAGCACGCCUUCCAUCCGAGAUCCAGAAUGCCUAUACACACGAACAACCUAUCAUCCGGAGUUCGGAUACCACCGUCACUGGUUUCUGGUCUGGCCCCGUCCACCAUCGCCCUGCGGGUGGUUCCAAAAUAACGUCGCCCCCUUUGGCGCAAGCUGAAAUUCAGACCCAUGCUCCCUACCAACCAUUCCACACUGAUCGCCGCGUAACGUUGAUGGUCUACUCCUCCGAGUCCAGUAGCACUUCCCUGUCGGAACCAUGGGUAUUUGGGAAUGAUAUCCCGACACUUAAAGUCCAUGUCCGAAGUGUUUCCCGCAGCGACGACGAUGAUGGACCCAACUACGAAGGCCAGGUCAAGCCUCGUGAAAUGGAGAACCUUAUCAGCCUAGGUGGUGAACAUGUCAUUAUCACCACACGUCGCAAACGGGGCCAAGGUGCAAGUGGAGACAUCGUUGAUGAAGAUGGAUUCUUCGAAGAUGACUGCGAUGUUCUUGAUUUCGCGAGAGAUCGAGUUUAA